AUGGACCUUCUUCCCAGACCGCUUGGAUCAUCCACUCCAGAUAUAGAUGUCCCCUUAUUGGACAUUAUCCCCUAUACACAGCCCCAGGAUUUCUUCACUUUCGCUGAGCGGUAUGGGAUCGAAUCCGCGAUCGAUAAAAACAUCAGCAGCAAACGCCUAGCCACUAUAAUUCAAUCCUGGCUUUUCUUCGGUCUCUUGGCCGAGCACCUGGGCUAUAUGCCGAAGCUCAGCGACCUCACCAGAACUCAGAUGGUCGAUGGCGAUCCGACUUCCUGCGUGUCGCUUCAGAUUCUUGCAGAUUUGCCUUGCGAUGAGGAAGAUAGCGAUGACAAGGACGAAAAUGACGACGACAUAGCCCCGCGCGUACUCAAGUUUCUGGAAUUGGCCAAAUUCGCCAAUAGUCGGCUCAAUGACCUCGAAAAGUUACCCUGCGCAGCCACAAGCCCGGUUUAUUGA
Penicillium soppii is the source of this 456-nucleotide messenger RNA. RefSeq lists its product as uncharacterized. NCBI's taxonomy places the organism in Eukaryota, Fungi, Ascomycota, Eurotiomycetes, Eurotiales, Aspergillaceae. The record is from RefSeq and is a predicted model, not a curated record. The transcript has a single exon. The coding region runs from base 1 to 456 and encodes 151 amino acids.